AUUUUACUGUACAGAGUUUUUCUAAGUUUUCAAAUAUUGAUCUACAUAAUACUGAAGUGAGAACAAAACCAGUGUUAUCUUCUCUUCUCCACUUGCAAAUGGAACCAAAUGUAACAAAAUUCGACCUAAUAAUCCUAGGUGCUUCAGGUUUCACAGGCAAAUACGUUCUCAAAGAAGCUCUCAAAUUCCUCAACAACAAUCAAUCAUUCUCAUCUUUCAAUUCCAUAGCCAUAGCAGGCCGUAACCCAACUAAACUAGCCCAAACUCUCAUAUGGGCUUCAAAGCCCAACCCACCACCAUCUCUCCCCAUUCUCCUCGCCGAUACAACUAACCCUCCCUCCCUCCGUUCCCUCUGCUCCCAAACCAAUCUCAUCCUCAACUGCGUCGGUCCGUUCCGCCACCACGGUGAUCCCGUCGUCGCCGCUUGCGUCGAUUCGGGAUGCGAUUACAUAGAUAUUUCCGGCGAGCCGGAAUUCAUGGAGAGGAUGGAAGUUAGUUACCAUGAUAGGGCGGUUGAGAGAGGUUCGUUGGUGGUUUCGGGUUGUGGAUUUGAUUCGGUACCGGCUGAGCUUGGGUUGUUGUAUAAUUCGUUGCAGUGGGUGGGGCCCAGUGUGGUGAAUAGGGUUGAGGCGUAUGUUAGUUUGGAGUCUGAGAAGAGAAUUGUGGGGAAUUUUGCUACUUAUGAAUCUGCGGUUCUUGGUGUGGCUAAUGCGAGUAAGUUGCAACAGCUUAGAAGGUCUAGACCUAAAAGAAGACCCAGACCAAUGAUUCCUGGGCCCUCUCCUACGAAAGGAGAGACUAUAGAACACCAGAAGAAAAUUGGUCUUUGGGCAGUAAUGCUACCUUCGGCGGAUGCAAGCGUUGUUCGAAGAACACUUUCAACUCUAACAGAAAAACCCAAAGGUCUCCCGGGGUCGAACGAGAGUCCCGAGAUGGUUGAGAAAAGAGAAGCCUUCUGGUCAUCUGUUAAGCCAGCUCAUUUCGGUGUGAAAAUAGGCUCAAAAUCUUUGUUGGGAAUUUUAAGAAUCACUAUGAUUGGGAUUUUCAUUGGCCUUUUAGGAAGCACUAGUUUCGGACGCCGACUUCUUUUGAAUUUUCCUUCGUUUUUUAGCCUUGGUUUGUUCAGGAAGAAUGGCCCUUCCAACGAAGAGGUGGAAAGCGCUUCGUUCAAAAUGUGGUUUGUUGGUCAAGGAUUCAAUAACGAGAAUCUUGCUUCACAAGUAAACGCAAAACCUGACAUGGAAAUUAUAACACGAGUAACGGGACCUGAAGUCGGAUAUGUAUCAACCCCAAUAAUUCUUGUUCAGUGUGCUCUCAUUCUUCUCAGUCAGCGCAACAACCUACCUAAAGGAGGAGUUUAUACUCCCGGAAUUGUAUUCGGUCCAACUGAUCUCCAGCAGAGACUUCAACAAAAUGGAAUAUCGUUUGAUAUCAUCUCGAAAAACACUAUUUCUUCUUGACCAUGUAAGUUUCUUCCUUUACACUAUAAUCAUAAAGAAAACUAUGCUGCUCAAUGAAAUAACUUAGGUAACCAAGUAGCAAGGAGAUACUUUAUAUUUGAUUAGUGUGACUGUUAUAUAAUAAUGUAAUAUACUAUAGUUAUUACAAGAUUUGGCUUAACUUGCAUAUGAAUCGUUGAAUCUUCUUUCAUUUGAUUGAUUUA
Molecule: messenger RNA, 1663 nt
Organism: Cicer arietinum (chickpea)
Lineage: Eukaryota; Viridiplantae; Streptophyta; Magnoliopsida; Fabales; Fabaceae
Product: probable mitochondrial saccharopine dehydrogenase-like oxidoreductase At5g39410
Biological process (GO): glycolipid biosynthetic process
Cellular component (GO): lipid droplet; plasma membrane; mitochondrion
Source: RefSeq, a predicted model, not a curated record